AUGGCUUCACACUCAGCGGUUCCAUACUGCCUGAAAGAUGGCAUUACCCAAGUGCUAAAACCCCAGAGGGUCCAGUUUAUGAGGCUUGUGCAACUCAACCAGUCCAAGGACCGGUCAGAAGGCAGAGUUCUUGUAAUGACUCAGUCGAGAGCUCAUAUAUUCCACAGCAAGCCACCAGCAAAGAUGGAAAGCUCCUUCAGCUAUUUAGAAAUCUGUGCCAUCAUCAUUGAGAGUCUUGAGCAGGUGACUAUUGAAACGGACAGGCAUACUUAUUCUCUCAGUCUGAUGUCAGUGGAAGACAUGGAAGCCGUGGUCAGUCAUGUGACUGCCUCACUCAAGAAGAUCUUCCCUGAUUCGUCCCCGGGGAAACUACUGAAGAAGGUUCCUCCUGAUCUCCAGGACCAGCUUUGGGCUCUGGCCUCCAGGGUAGAGGAGCAGCUUAAUGGAUCUCAGAGGCCCUGUGGGGGUUUCUCAGACACUUACGCUGCGCUGUGUGACUUCAACGAGUUCCCAUGUCGCCAGGAAGUCCAGUGGGACGUAGACAAUAUUUACCAUGUUCAGAACUGUCGGGAAUUCAACCUUCUGGACUUCAAUCAUUUAGAAAGCAGGGAUCUGGCAUUAGCUGUAGGUGCUCUGUCCUUCAACCAGUGGUUUACCAAGAUCUGCAGCAGGGACUUCAAACUGACACUAGAUGUGCAGGAGCAGGUGAUCUACCUCAUUAACAGGUCCACGGCUCUGCAAGAGGUCUGCUUGGAGGCAGCCGGUCUCAAAACGGAUUUUGCGGUAAAGAUGGCCUGUGCUCUGCGUGAACAGCCUGCAUCCGCACUCCACAUCAUCAACCUUUCUGCCAACCCCAUAGAGGACAAAGGAGUCAUGUCACUCAGCCAGAGUUUGACCAGACUGCCCCAUGGUCUUAGUCAGCUGUAUCUCUCCAAGGUCUCACUGUCUCCUAAAGGACUGGGCUUCAUGGGUCAGGUGCUCAAGCUGAACAAAUCUCUCUCCAGCUCGCUGACCCACCUGGACCUGAGUGGGAACAUGGGAUGUCUGGCUACAGAGGAUGCUUUGAGCCUCUUCUCAUUCCUGUCGGCCCCCAACGCGGUGACCUAUCUGGACCUCAGCUCCACGGACUGUCCCCUGGACACCCUCUUCUUGUCUCUGAGUAAUGGUUGCUGCUCUUCUCUGACCUACCUCAACCUCUGCAGAAACACCUUCUCUCAUAGGAAGGUUCGUGAGGUGACACGCAGUUUGAGGAACUUCUUCACUAAAAGCACAAAGUUGCAGUAUGUUGGACUGGCCGCCACUAAACUCCCACCAGAAGCCCUCAGGUUACUGCUUCAGGGUCUGGCUAACAACAGUCAUCUCUCUGAGCUGGAGCUGGACAUCAGCAGCUGUGAGUUGCGGUCCAGCGGUGCUCAGGUCAUUCAGGAGCACAUCUUUGAGACCAAGGCCAUUGGCAGCCUAGACCUGUCUGACAACGGAUUUGAGAACAACAUGGUCACACUGGUGCUUUCCAUUGGCCGGAGUCAGUCCAUACGGCAUCUGGCCCUCGGUCGCAACUUUGCCAUGAAGUCCAGAGCUCUGUCAGACGUCCUGCACCGAAUUGUACAGCUCAUUCAGGAGGAGGAGUGUCCCUUAGAGUCUCUGUCCGUGUGUGACUCCAAGCUGAAGACCGGCACCACCAUCCUCAUCAACAGCCUGGGCAGCAACUGCAGCCUCUCCAAAAUCGACAUCAGCGGCAACUGCAUUGGAGACACGGGUGCCAAGAUGCUGGCCAAGGCCCUCAUGAUCAACACCAAACUUAGAACACUGGUGUGGGACAGGAACAGCGUGACUGCUGCAGGUUUUAUGGACGUAGCCAACGCUUUGGAGAGGAACACCACACUACAGAACAUGUCCAUCCCAAUGAGUGAUAUGGCUCUGUCCUACCGUGCCAACCCGGAGAAGACUGGGGAGGCUAUGAAAAAGAUCCAGGCAUGCUUACAGAGGAACAGUCGGAGGUCAUGCACUACACCUGAGGAGAUGCUCAGUCUUCAGCAGUGCCUGAAGACCAGCCACUCGGCGCAGCUAGUACAGAACAUCUGUCAGAGGCUUCAGGAGACCAUGAGGCCUCUGGCCUGCUACAACAUCCAGGAAGUUCAGAGCGACAUCCUGUCUGCAGAAGAAGCCCUCCAGCAUGCCAGGACAGCCAUUACAACUCUUCCCAGGCUAUAUGAGUUGGGGAGGUCGCCCUCUGCUGGUUUAAUGGUGCAGCGCAUUCUGGAUGAUGCCGUCCAAGCUUUAUCCAAUGAGCUAUCUGAGGAAAUCCAGGAGCAUGCGCAGACGCUGCUGCAGACAGCGCAGGCAUCCUGCCCACGGCUCGUCCAGCGCAACAGUGUCAGCGAGCAACUAGCCAAUCGUGUGCUCAGUAAAACCCGACAGGCUACCCACUUCAUUCAGAGCACCGCAAAAGAGGCAGAGAACAGCAUCACGGACAAGCUCAGUGAACUAAAGCUCUCCGUCAGCGUUACUUUGGUCGAGAGUAUCAUUGAGGAAGUGCUCCAGGACUUAGCUGUGGCUCAGCAAAAACUGGACAAGCAGCUGAAAGAGUACUCACAGCCCUUCAGCAGCAAGCCCAGUGUUCCUCAGCUGCGGGUGAUGGAGCAUGAAUUCCCUACUGAUGAGUACGUGUCUGUGGUCCGGAGAAACAGUUUUUGUACCAGGAGCAUCCGGCCGGCCCCGUCAGUCAAAAGUCUGCUGGAAGGGGAGAGCGAGCAGCAAGCAAGAGCUAGCGCGCACUCCCAGCAGGAGACAGAGGAGCACGAGCCAGAGAGAGAAAGAGAGGGUGGGGGUGGGGCUCCGAGCUCCAGGCUAGCAGCCGAGGAGAGGGGGUGGCGCUUGUCGUCGGCGUCAGUGACGGGGCUGUCCGUCACGGCGGAGGGCUGGCCGCCGGUGGCAGGCUCCGCCCAGCCAAGGAGGGAGGCGGAGGCUGCUGGCUCUGGCGCUGGUGCCGCGACCGCUCGUAGCAGCAGAGAGCCCCGGCGUCCGGAGCCCGUGCCUCCUGAACCCCCUAUGGACCUGCCCAUCGAAGGACACACACUGAGGCACUACACUCGCACCAGGCCCCGACCCAACCGCCGCAACAGGCAGCCGCCCAGCAAGCCGCAGGAGCAGGCAGCUGAGAAUGGAGACAAUGAGAAUAUGGGGAGGGUGGACGAGGGCGUAGAGGAGUUCUUCACCAAGAAGAUCAUCCCUGAUGACCCCUUAAAGCAUCAGAGGGAGGAGUUCCUCAAUAAAGCACAGCCUGCAGAGUCUACGUGUGUCACAUCCACCCCUCUCAACACCACCACCCAUACCUCCACCACAGCCCCCACUAAAAACAUCAAGAAGAAGUUUGGUGACUUCUUCGCCUUUAAGAAGGUCCGUGCCAGUCGAGGAGCAAAGGGAGAGGCUGGCCCAGAGGGAAAGGUCAAAAAGACUUCAAUAGCAGACCUCAUCCGACCUCUCCGGGAGGCGGCGCGGGCUGAGAAGGAGCGCGAGAAGGAAAGGGAGCGAGAGAGGGAGAGAGAAAGAGAGAAGGAGAAAGAGAAGGAGAGGGAGAAACUAGAGGACAAGAGCGUCGGAGCACCCUUCGCAACUCCAGCUCCCACCAUCUCAGAUUCAGCCCCCGCAGUACCAGUGCUAGAUGACAAAAUGGCCCCCAGAAUGGCGCCUAGAGCUCCUUCCCCUCUUCUCAUGCCAAUUCCUGUCCAGGCGGCCGGCCUCGCCACCAACCCCACCCCUCCCGCCUCCUCGCCUGCCAAAACCGGAGAGGUCCCGGUAUUGUCCCCUGGUGCACCCACCAACCCAACCACAACCCCCAGCCUCAUAACAGCUGUGCCUCCCUCAGAGCGGGAGAAGAGCCGGACCCUGGAGAAGAGCCGCACCCCGGAUGGGGAGAGGAGACCCAAGCCAACGCGCCGCUCGCUCCGAGAUGGCAAGUCUCAGUCUCUCAUCCUGCUCACGGGACUGGAGCCAGAACAAGACGCCACAGCCACACAAGCCAAGAAACACGCUUCUGAGAGCUCAUCCGGUUAUGAACAGAGGCUCCAUGUUAUGCUUCACUGCAUGGGGGUGGCCAAGACACCUCCAUCCGACUCUAAAAAGAGCCAGAGCAAAGAUGAGGAACUGAGGAAGACCAACUCAGAGGGGGCUAUAUUGGACAGCAAGCCUGAGCCCCCACCCACCUAUAUAAAGCCUCGCACAAUGUCCACCUCUUCAGAUACCAGGCGGCCAGUGCGUGUGGGCAAUGCGGAGUCCCUUCGCAUGGACCGCCCACCACUCCCUGAGCGACCUGUAGGCCCUUUGCCCCCAAAACCAGCACUCAGACCCACCCUGAUCCCACCGGGGGAGACCCCUGGAGCCUCCCAGAGCAUCACACCCACCCCUAGGCAGCCCAGCCCCUCUCCAGACAGCCAGCUUUCAGCAGUAGAGGGCGGACCACCAUUGCAGGCCCAGCCUCCGACCCCCUCUCCUCGCAAAGAUAUGCCACCUGCGCCAUCACCACGGAGGGUGCUCAGCACAGAUGCCCGUGAGCGAGCAGAGAGACCCCAGUCCGUCACCGAAGAGAUUCUCCCUAAACCACGACCCCGCCUGAAGCCCUCGCCCCAACGCCGUGCUGUUUCCGUCCACGAAGACGCACUACUACAGCACGCCGCCCUGCUCGACCCCGAAGAGCUAAAAGCUGCAUUGCGGCUGCAGAGGUCCCCAGUGCGGAAGCUGGUGAACCUGCUGGAGCUAGAGCCCUGCUCGGAGGACCUACCCGAGGGUGAGGAAGCUAAAACAGAAGGGAGAGAAGGUUGCAGAGGACAGGCCAAUGAGACAGACAACACUACAGUCAAUGAGGGCCAACCAGAAUAUAGCCCAGCUGGGCCCAACGAGGAAGAGACCAACCCAGAGAGAGGGGAGACAGUCUCAGAGCAGCACACAGCACAGGGAGAAACAUCAGACCAAAGAACUGAAACCCCCUCACCUGAGACAAACAUGGACUGACCCCUGCGCAAAAUCUAUUUUCUAUCAUGUCUACUUUUGCCUUGCACGUCAGAUUAUGUACAAAAGAAUGAAUUAUGAACAAAUGCGUUUUAAAAAAAAGAGUAAAUUGAGACAUAUACUUGUUAAUAAUUAUUAAAAAGUGAAUUCUGUUGUGUCA
Molecule: messenger RNA, 5164 nt
Organism: Electrophorus electricus (electric eel)
Lineage: Eukaryota; Metazoa; Chordata; Actinopteri; Gymnotiformes; Gymnotidae
Gene: carmil2
Product: capping protein regulator and myosin 1 linker 2
Biological process (GO): regulation of Arp2/3 complex-mediated actin nucleation; cell migration
Cellular component (GO): plasma membrane; lamellipodium
Molecular function (GO): protein binding
Source: RefSeq, a predicted model, not a curated record